Messenger RNA from Paramuricea clavata, 828 nucleotides. NCBI's taxonomy places the organism in Eukaryota, Metazoa, Cnidaria, Anthozoa, Malacalcyonacea, Plexauridae. The record is from the annotation of a GenBank genome assembly.
AUGAGUCUGAAACAAAUGGUGUUCAAAUGUGAAAAUCCUGAAGCCAGUGUGAAAGCCAUACUCACACCAAGUGGAGAAACAUACCUUAAGGGUUAUGAUAUAGCCAAAGCUCUAGGGUAUGUGAAACCCAAGCAUGCUAUUAAAAGGCAUGUAGAUGAAGAAUAUAAGUCAACGCUGAGGGAUCUAAAAGGGGCCCCGUUUCAGGGCCCCUUUGAAGGCGGUCAACCAGGGACAAUUUACAUCACGGAGCCUGGUUUCUACGCACUUGUCUUUAAAUCCAAUCUCAAGACCGCUAGGGAAUUCCAGAUGUGGGUCUUUAGCUUUGUCCUGCCGACUCUAAGAAAAACCGGUCAGGUGAGACUUAACCCCAACAACUUAUCCUUCAAGAUUGAGAGUGAGUUUGACCUACACGUUAGAGUUGUCAGAUACAUUCGGAGAUUCUACCCAGACGCUCUAAUAACCGCUGGACUUGGUGAACUACAGGACACCUCAAGCAAAAGAAUAGCCAGCUGGAGGAAAGGCUACCAGAAAGGUCAACCAGACAUAAUAAUCGGAAACCCAAGUAAGAGACACAUAGGAUUCUGUAUCGAGCUUAAGACUCCAAAGGGAACUGGAUCACUCAGUAAGGAACAGGAAGAUUUGCUCAGGAAAUACAGACGUAACGGCUAUAGGUGUAUGGUCUCGAAUGACUAUGACCUGAUAGUAAGAGAGGUGAUCGAGUACUUCAAAGACCUGAGAAUAAAGUGUGAGAACUGUAGUAGGAGAUUCCUAAGUGAAAACUCACUGAGUAGUCAUGAGAAGUACUUCCAUAAAAUAAGGUGUGUUUGA